Sphaerulina musiva SO2202 is the source of this 2367-nucleotide messenger RNA. RefSeq lists its product as uncharacterized. The transcript has 3 exons. Lineage: Eukaryota; Fungi; Ascomycota; Dothideomycetes; Mycosphaerellales; Mycosphaerellaceae. Bases 1 to 2367 code for a protein of 788 amino acids. Gene Ontology annotation, molecular function: flavin adenine dinucleotide binding; N,N-dimethylaniline monooxygenase activity; NADP binding. The record is from RefSeq and is a predicted model, not a curated record.
AUGAAGACGGUAUGCAUCGUCGGCGCAGGUCCCGCUGGCCUCGCCAGUGCUAAAGUGCUGCUUCAGACGGCACAAUUCGCCGUCACCAUCUUCGAGCAGGCUGACAAGAUUGGGGGUAUUUGGAAUAUCAACCAAGAAUCGCCGAGUAAUGGCUUCUUGCAUCCAGACACGCCCACCAAUCUCUCGCGGUUCACGGUCGCCUUUUCUGACCUGGACUGGCAUUCUGUUGGGCUCGAUACGGUUCCUAUGUUUCCAAAGGCAUGGCAAGUGAAUAGAUAUCUCGAAGCCUAUACCAAGAAGAAUAUUCCCAGCAAUGUGUUCCGAUGCGGUUGCAAGGUUGUCAAGACAGAAUUCGUAGAGGAACAGUGGCAAGUCACUACUCGUGACGGCAAAGGAGAAGAGAGUGUUCACCAUUUUGAUCAUCUGCUUCUGGGAUCGGGUUUCUUCUCACAACCUCGACCCGUCCAUCGAGACGUGCCAAAUGUAGCGUCGGAUCUCGGCAUCAAAGCGAUACACAGUGCAAAGUUUCGGACUCUGAGUGACCUAUUCGUCGAUCCUGCUGAUGCCACGGGUAAAACAAUAUUGAUGAUUGGCGGUGGCAACUCGGCAGGUGAAGCUGCAGCUGCCGUUGCCCAACAGUUGUCCGAUGCUUGGUAUAGUCCAAACACAGGCCCGCAGGAACUAUACAAAGGCUGCAGAAUUGUACAUGUGACGCCGCGCCCGCUGUAUGCCCUGCCCCCGUACAAUCCUAUCGACGAGCAAUAUCAGGCGUUUGUUCCGCUGGAUCUGAAAUUGUACGAUCUCUCCAAGCGUCCUGUGGGUCCCAUUACAGGAAACGCGGGAGAACUCACUCCUAUUGUCAAAGAUAUGAUUCAUAAAGCACUCCAGACUCAAAUAGGUGGUGAUCAAUCCGAUCUAGCAAGUCCCGCUUUGACGAUUCCCUCCCAGGAGCCACGAUCACCAGUAUAUGUCGCAAUAUCCGAAAGCUAUCCCGAAUUUGUAAGGAGCGGCUUGAUUGAAGUUGUCUCUGGCAGAGUGGUAGAGAUCGAACAAGAUGCAGGAGUGUCAAAGACAUGUUCUGCGAAAGUCGAAAACGCUGAAACCACACUCAACUUCUCCAACAUCGGAGCCGUCAUCUACGCAACAGGCUACUCGCCCUCAACAGCGCUUUCUUUCCUCCCUUCCGACGUAAAGGAAAAACUCCACUAUGACCCGACCAGUGCCCGCCUGCCCCUGGUCCUUUCAGGUUGGCAAACCAUGUCCCCAAAAGUCCCAAGCCUAGCACUCAUCGGUUUCUACGAGGGACCAUAUUGGCCCAUCAUAGAAAUGCAAGCACGCUUCACCGCCCAACGCUGGCUAUGCCCAGCGGAAUCUCCCACCAUCUCAAAUCCGUACGAAGAACCCUCCAAACUUCUCACCCUCAGAAAUUCCAUGAAAUCCCACAAUCUCUUCAUCCCCCAAUACUGGUUCGGAGACUACUCGGGCUACAUGGAACAACUCGCCUCCCCGUUUUCUUCCCUUCUCAACCUCAUCCGAAAUGACUCGCCCUUCGCUUCCCCCCGCCACGGCCCCGUCUCACCUGCCAGAUACCUCUGGCCAGGAGACGAUAUCCAACAAGCCACUUCCACGAUGCACGAUCUCCACCGCAUCUGGCGCGAAUGCACACUCGAAGGAAAAUUCGUCGCGCGAGCGGUGUUUCGAGCUUUGCAGGGAAAUUGGAAAUAUCGUCGCACGAUUCAGGAGCCUUCGCAUGAUGUCGAUAAUCCGAACACCCAGGGACUCACAGCAACAACAACAACAACAACAACAAGUGAAGACCUCGGUUCCGCAAAAUUUCAUCCCCGAAAACCGACAGAUGAAAAUUUCGAUCUGGAGUAUCUGUAUAUUGAACAAUCGACCAACAGCAACCCAGCACCAGCACCACAAUCCAUCCCACCGCGCACGAAACAUUCCUCCUACAACUCCAUCUACGUAUACCGCUACUCCGAAGUCCACGACGAACUGAGUAUAUGGUCCGUCGUCCCAUCCGACUCAACUUCUCCUUCUUCUUCUUCUCCUCACCCUCCCCCCUAUCUUUUCAAAGUCGCCAGCCUUCUCCAUACCUUAAAUUUCAAAUCCAAAUCCAACCCCCAAGCGGCGACAAAACAAGAAGAAAACAAGGGAAUUAUAGCUCAAGCAUCCAGAACAGAAGGUUUCAUGUGUGGAAAAGACAAAGAAGAAGAAGGGAGAGAAGAAGAUUCGAAAAUCGGUUAUAAAUUUCCUAUGCGAGGAAUUAGUUUGAGAGAUGAGCCAGAGCCAGCUGGCCCUGUCUAUGUGAUCACUGUGACUGACUGGAGAGAAUACAAGAUAUUCCGCGAUGCGACAUAA